UCCCCGCCUCACGAUAAAAUGUAAACUUAAAGAAUCCCAUCUCACCCACUUGUAAGGUAGUGGCCAAUAACAGAGAAGCCAAUUAAGCUGAAACAUCUGUAUAUGCCAUAAUAAUUAUAGUGAAAGGAAUCUCUAAUCAAUUGGAAAGUCCUACUCAACUUGUCCGAACAGUGGCGAGAUUCCAAAUUGAGUCAAUACGAGAUGACAAGAAAAUAAAAGGAAUCUCUGCAUAAUUUUCAGUCUCAGCGUUAGCUUUUCAGUUGGAUAACCUCUCACACAAAUUCACAGGCACAAUGGCUUUAACUGAGGUUGGGCGAAUUUCAAUUACUAUUGCAGCACUCGGUAUAUUGGCAUUUAUCUUUGGAGUUGUGGCCGAGAACAAGAAGCCUGCUUCAGGAACACCUAUUACAGGGAAGGGCGUUGUGAUCUGCAAAUACCCUUCUGAUCCAACUAUUGCGUUGGGCAGCUUCUCAAUCAUAUUGUCAUUCUUAUCAUCUGUGUUUGGGGUUGUAGCUGUAUUUUUUCCCUACAAAGGGAAAUCAGUUCCUGUGUACGCUCUCCAGAGGACCACUUCUUUGGUGGUGUUUUUCGCUAUUGCUGCGGCUGUCUCUUUUAUGGCGGAGGCCUUAAUGAUGUGGGCUACAAUCACAGAGAGUCUGCAUCGAACACGAAAUGUACAUCAUGAUCUCACAACAAGUUGCCCAACUGCAAAGACUGGCUUAUAUGGUGGAGCUGCCUUCCUGGCUUUAGAUGCUUCUUUGUUUUGGCUAAUAUGCCAAAUGCUUACCCUUAAUGCAAGGGCAGAUUAUGAAGAAGAUGAAGAGGACAUGAAAGGUCAGUAUGGACAGGUUCUUACAACUGAAUAUAAUAAUCCAGCUAGAGCUGCUCAUGCCUAAUCUGUGGGUUUAAAAGCGACCUGAAUACUUUUUUCAGACUAUUCCCUAACUGACAUGUGUAUAAACCACUGAUGAUUAAAAAAUAUUUGCACAUACGCUCUCAGGAGUUUAACGCUAGCUAUAUCUUUUUUAAAAUAAAUUCUUCGCCAGUUACCUGAUAAAUUAGCAUUUAAAUUUGUAUGCAUGUAAACUAAAAAUCUCAGACAAGUUGACAUGAUAUUGCAGUUGUUUUAAAUUGGGUUUGUGACACGCACGAUCCCCUGCUUUUAAAAAUUAGAUCAUAGUGUGUCACAUUAUUUGGGAUUAUGUAGCAACCGAGAAAUCAAUGAAGGUAGCAUUCUUUGUACUGUGCCA
Molecule: messenger RNA, 1250 nt
Organism: Cryptomeria japonica (Japanese cedar)
Lineage: Eukaryota; Viridiplantae; Streptophyta; Pinopsida; Cupressales; Cupressaceae
Exons: 4
Coding region: 294-896 (200 amino acids)
Source: RefSeq, a predicted model, not a curated record